Messenger RNA from Odontomachus brunneus, 1674 nucleotides. Its product is annotated as allantoinase. Gene Ontology annotation, molecular function: cobalt ion binding; allantoinase activity; zinc ion binding. Bases 80 to 1495 code for a protein of 471 amino acids. The record is from RefSeq and is a predicted model, not a curated record. Gene Ontology annotation, cellular component: cytoplasm. NCBI's taxonomy places the organism in Eukaryota, Metazoa, Arthropoda, Insecta, Hymenoptera, Formicidae. The transcript is spliced from 11 exons. Gene Ontology annotation, biological process: allantoin catabolic process; purine nucleobase catabolic process.
GUCUCUAAGCCAUUUAUAGACGCGCGUGAUAUGUCGUGGCCGCAGUUAUCACUUAAUCGUCGCCAGUAGACGAUCCGAGAUGCACUUCCACAGAGAUUCGCGGAUCUGCGCUUUCGCAUCGCGAAGAACUGUUUUCGCGAGCAGUACACGACCGGCCACGUUGGUCGUGAACGACGGGAAAAUCGGAGAAAUUCUUUAUGACACCGGUGAGGAUGUCGUGCGAUACCUGUCGGAGAAGUAUCCCGGCAUCCCGAUUAACGAUUGCGGCUCGUUAGUGCUGAUGCCUGGAAUAAUAGACUCUCAUGUGCACGUAAACGAACCCGGCAGAACGGAAUGGGAAGGAUUUCACAGCGCUACACGAGCGGCCGCGGCCGGCGGUGUCACGACGAUCGCGGAUAUGCCUCUAAAUUCUAUUCCGCCUACCACAACCUUGGACAAUCUUAAAGCUAAAGCAAAGGUGGCGUACGCCAAGGUGUUUGUGGACGUCGCGUUUUGGGGCGGCGUGAUACCAGGAAACCAGCGCGAGUUGCGAUCGUUGGUGGACGCAGGUGUGGUCGGUUUCAAAUGCUUCCUCUGUCCGAGCGGAAUCGACGAAUUUCCACACGUCUCGGUGGACGACGUGCGAAGGGCUUUGACGGAAUUACUACCCACGAGAUCCGUGUUAACGUUCCACGCGGAAUACGGAGAGCCUGAAGAGACAAAUCGGCUGGUCGACGAUCCACGAUCAUAUGACACUUUCCUGCGUUUCCGGCCCGACCGAAUGGAGCUUGAUGCCGUCAAAUUAAUCUGCGACUGGUGUACAGGAUAUAACUUUCGAUGCCACAUCGUGCAUUUAUCAAGCGCGGAAUGCCUGACGUUAAUAAACGAUGCCAAGGCUCGCGGCGCACCUUUGACCGUGGAAACCUGCUAUCACUAUUUGGUGCUCACCGCGGAGGAGAUACCGGAAGGUUCCACCGUGUUCAAAUGCUGCCCGCCGAUCAGGAGCGAAAGUAAUCGAGAGCGAUUGUGGCACGGUAUAAAAAAUGGAACAUUGGACAUGGUCGUGUCGGAUCAUUCGCCCUGCGUGCCGGAACUGAAAACUCGCGGCGAUUUUCUGCGCGCCUGGGGUGGUAUCUCUUCAUUGCAAUUUGGAUUACCGCUGAUGUGGACAGCCGCAAAAACGAGAGCUCUGACAUUUCCUGACAUCUCCAGAUUACUCAGUAGUCAGCCCGCGAAAUUGUGCGGCCUCGAAGGUCGCAAAGGUACUCUGUCGGUAGGAAUGGACGCGGACUUCGUUAUUUGGGAUCCGGAUGAAAGUAUCAAGAUCGAGAAGGAUAACAUUCACUAUAAGAACAAACUAUCACCUUACGAGGGAAAAGUUCUCCUCGGGAGAGUAGUCGCGACCGUGCUCGGUGGACGAUUUAUUUUCAAGGAGGGAAAGAUUUGCGAGAAACCCGUGGGAAAGUUGCUGUUAAGCAAAGACAUUUUGGAGCCGACAGAGAGGGAAUCUCAGUGAACAAUUCCAUAUUUCAUUAUUAUGUACAGCGACAUUGGGAAUUCGGCGAGAACCGCACGCAAAAAAAAAACUAGCUUCCAGAGCUAAAAAAUAACUGUGGCAGAUAAGAUGUGUCACUAAAAUAGGGAUAGCUAAUAUCGAUACUACCAAAGCUAAAUUUAUUCACUGUUAAACUUACA